AUUUUACAAUAUUCUUUCUUGGUAUUAACAUCACCAUUUUCUUCAUUCUUUUUCUAUGUGUUUUUUUCUCUUCUUUUUUUCUGCCUCCUCCUUGUAACUGCUCCUCCUCUGUUAUUCUCAUGACCUCUAUCAAUCUUCCCUCUCUCUGUUUCUCUUCAUCAUCCUCAUCAUCAUCACCAGCUAAUCAUCUUCAUCACCAUCAUCAUUAUUGUGCUUCUUCAUCAUCUCCAUCAUCUUCAUCAUCCUCAUUUUCAUCAUCUUCACCAUUCACAGUAUCAUCAACAAGAUGAUACGAAAUUGUACUUUAUUCAGUAGCAGUAACAAAUCAUCAUCAUCAUCCUCAUCAUCAUCCUCAUCCUCAUCAUCUUCAUCACCUUCAUCAGCAUCCACCUUUACCUUUAACAACCAUCAACAAUUUCGACAAAAUUUUCUCACCUUAACUCGUUAUCAUUCCCAAUUUGCAAUAAGGUUAAUCUUAUUGUGGUUAAUUGUGACAGUUCAAUUUUCCGAUGCCAUCAAAUGGCUAGCACUUCUUCAAAGUUCAUCAUCAAUGACAACAAUUAACUCAGCGGAUAUUUGUGAAGCCUUUAAAGGUUUAACUAAGAAACAGAUACAAAUAUGUAAACGUAAUGUUGACCUAAUGGAAUCUGUUAAAGUGGGCGCUGAUUUAGCGCUAAAAGAGUGCCAAAAACAAUUACGUGAUCGAAGGUGGAACUGUUCAACCCUCGAAGGACCCAAAGGUUUUGGUAAAAGUUUAACCGAGGGAACCAGAGAAUCGGCUUUUGUCCAUGCGAUCACAUCAGCUGGUGUUUCUUAUGCAGUGACCAAAGCUUGUAGUUCGGGUAAUUUAUUACAUUGUGGUUGUGAUAGAACUUUUUUCGGACCAGCAAACGGUUUCCAUUGGGCAGGUUGUUCAGAUAAUAUCGCAUUUGGAACAGCAUUUUCUAAAACUUUUAUCGAUGCUCGUGACCUUAGGACAACUCGUACAAAGCGAAAUACAAUGAUCGGUGCUCGAGCUUUAAUGAAUCUACACAAUAAUGAAGCCGGACGAAAGGUUGUCCUUAAUAACAUGAGGAUAGACUGUAAAUGUCACGGUGUUUCCGGUUCCUGUGACAUGAAAACUUGCUGGAGGCAAUUGCCUUCAUUCAAACAAGUUGGAUCAAUUUUGAGGCAGAAAUUUGACUCAGCCACCGAGGUCCAUAUUCAAACUUUACUCAAUGCACUUCAACCUUCACCCACAACCCAUGCAAUUGAUUUACAGCCUGAAAUCAGGUUGAAAAAAUCCCAACACAAAAAGAGAUCUCGUAAAAUAAAAUUAUCAAACAAAACGAUAACAGCAUCAGUAUCAAAUUCCGGAUAUAAGCCACCAAGUGAUUCGGAUCUUGUUUACCUUCACUCAUCACCUGAUUAUUGUGAGAAAGAUGAAAAAUCAGGUUCACCCGGAACUCAUAAUAGAAUUUGCAAUGGAACCUCUUCCGGUGCCGAUGGAUGUGAUACACUUUGCUGCAAUCGAGGAUUCACCCGACGCUACGAAGCAAUCAAAGAAAAGUGUAACUGUAAAUUUUUUUGGUGCUGUCAAGUUGAAUGUGAAGAAUGUACUCAACAAAUUGAGAUUAACACUUGCUUGUGAAUAUAAAUACGAUAAUAUAAUAAUUAGAAUAACAAUUAACCAUAGAUCAUCAACAUCAACCUCAUUAUCAUCCUCAUCUUUAUCAACCUCGCCCCUGAUAAAUACGGAAACAAAAUUAUCAAUGGAAUCAUCAACUCUCUCUCUCUCUCAAUUUAUCUUAUAUUUUGUUUUGUUUUUGUUUAAGAAAAAAACUUUUAGUAAAACUUUUUUUUUCGUGUUGAUGUUUUGGUUUCAUUUCAAUCAACCUACACACUAACUACAACAAUUAAUAAAUAAACAUAUCAU
Panonychus citri (citrus red mite) is the source of this 1915-nucleotide messenger RNA. RefSeq names its product protein Wnt-4-like. The coding region runs from base 287 to 1630 and encodes 447 amino acids. Gene Ontology annotation, biological process: canonical Wnt signaling pathway; multicellular organism development; cell fate commitment. The transcript has 4 exons. The record is from RefSeq and is a predicted model, not a curated record. Gene Ontology annotation, molecular function: frizzled binding; cytokine activity. Gene Ontology annotation, cellular component: extracellular region. NCBI's taxonomy places the organism in Eukaryota, Metazoa, Arthropoda, Arachnida, Trombidiformes, Tetranychidae.